UUUCUCACGAACUUCAUCCAAAGCAAAGCACCCAUCAAAUCUGGGAACGACACCUAAGCUCUUCUUUUAUUAGCAACGUUAUCAUAUCUUAUUGAGUCAUCAUGAACCGUGGGAACACGACCUCAUCAUCUGUCAUGGCGGGCAAUGAGAAUGAAACUUGCGGCUGCAUCGAUGAUGGCUACUCUGGCAGGUGGGACUUCAGAACCUGCACUCAUUGCGGUGGGCACGAAAGAAAUCCAUGCAAAACAUGCGACUCCCGAGGUGUAGUCAGAGUCCCCUGCCCUCAUGGGGCUGCUGGCCAAGCUCAAGCUCUGAGCUCUCGGCCAAGGGUUGAUGAUCAGAAUAACAAACCGGGACCCAAGGGACCGACGGGACCGACAGGCCCGGGUCAAGGUGUCGCCGGUGCCGGCUGCCACUAAACCACGACAGCCGGCGCCAUUAUUUGGUUUCCUGAGAGGAACAACCAGAUAAACUCCAUACAUAUCUAAUACAACGUUCAUUUUUUUUCUCGAGGUUUGGUUUGGGCUCCGGCUUCGUAUAGGUAUAGGGUACAGGGCGUUGGUGUUAUGGGCGGACGGCUCAUCCCAGUUCCACUGCGUUAGGCACCGCGUUCG
This is a messenger RNA of Colletotrichum acutatum, 614 nucleotides long. RefSeq lists its product as uncharacterized. Lineage: Eukaryota; Fungi; Ascomycota; Sordariomycetes; Glomerellales; Glomerellaceae. The transcript is spliced from 2 exons. The record is from RefSeq and is a predicted model, not a curated record. The coding region runs from base 102 to 419 and encodes 105 amino acids.